Messenger RNA from Drosophila ficusphila, 558 nucleotides. RefSeq lists its product as uncharacterized. The transcript is spliced from 2 exons. Lineage: Eukaryota; Metazoa; Arthropoda; Insecta; Diptera; Drosophilidae. Bases 1 to 558 code for a protein of 185 amino acids. The record is from RefSeq and is a predicted model, not a curated record. Gene Ontology annotation, molecular function: nucleic acid binding.
AUGUUUCGCGAUGUGCGACGUCACAUACGUCAGUGUAUCCUGUGCCAGAAAUGCAAGGCAGAGCAGCGGCAACAAGCUGGGAAGAUGCUAACGAGACAGGUCACCGAACCUUUGGCAUACUAUGUGCAGAUUUCGUCGGACCGCUGCCUCGUUCAAAAGAGGGAAUACCAUGCUCCUCGUCUUCUUCGACACCUUCACCAACCUUCCGCGAACGGAUCAUCAGCCAUUUCGGAGCCCCUGAGGAAACUGGUGUGUGAUAACGGAUCACAGUUCACCAGCAAGGCGCGUUCCAAGGACUUCCUCAAAGAAAUGGGAGUAGAAUUCAAUUCACCGCCCCAGCACUGCCCACGAGAGAACCCGACUGAGCGCGCGAACCGCACGGUCAAGACAAUGAUCGCACAGUACGUGGAGAAUGGACAGAACACCUGGGACAGUUUACUGCCCGAAUUAUCGCCGCGAUCAACACAAGUGUGUCACCAUCAACCGGGUAUAGCCGAGCCUUUCUUCUACAAGCUCAGCGAAGACCGCGGCUACCUGGAUCUGAGUACGACCGUGUGA